Messenger RNA from Musca domestica (house fly), 791 nucleotides. It is a transcript of the gene SdhD, whose product is annotated as succinate dehydrogenase [ubiquinone] cytochrome b small subunit, mitochondrial. The record is from RefSeq and is a predicted model, not a curated record. NCBI's taxonomy places the organism in Eukaryota, Metazoa, Arthropoda, Insecta, Diptera, Muscidae. Bases 126 to 659 code for a protein of 177 amino acids. The transcript has 4 exons. Gene Ontology annotation, molecular function: ubiquinone binding; heme binding. Gene Ontology annotation, cellular component: membrane; mitochondrial envelope. Gene Ontology annotation, biological process: tricarboxylic acid cycle; mitochondrial electron transport, succinate to ubiquinone.
UAUGUUGUGAAUUGUCACUACUGCCCAUAACAGCUUGCUUAGACGUACUUUUUUCCUAGAUUUUUAAUAAAUCUACUUUAAAUUAAGUUUUAGAAGUGUUCUUUGGAAUAUAAACACACCUUACUAUGGCCUUGCAACUUGUGCUCCGUAAUGCCACCAAAUUUAAUGGUGCCGCUUUGGUUAAAUCUGUGCGUAUGACCCCAUUAAAGACCUAUGCUACAGUAGUUGCUGCCCAACGUAGUGCUUUGGUCAAACCAUUGAAUUUGGUUAAGAACGUUGCUGCUCCUGUUACACGUAAUGUUGCGGUAAGUGCUCCCCGCAUGGCUGCUGCUGGUGGUAGUCACACUGCCUUGUGGACAAUUGAACGUGUUGUUUCGUUGGCUUUGUUGGGUGUUGUACCACUCGCUUUCGUUGUACCAUCACAAACCAUGGAUGCUUUGUUGGCUGUUUCCCUGGUUCUUCAUUCUCACUGGGGCAUUGAAGCCUUGGUAACUGAUUACAUGCGUCCCUCUGUGGUUGGUAAUGUUUUACCUAAAGUAGCUCACGGAUCCUUGCUGUUGUUGUCUAUGGCAACUUUGGGCGGUUUGUUCUACUUGAUCUACAACGACAUUGGCAUUGCCAAGUCUGUUAAGAAAUUGUGGGCAGUGAAAGGUGUUUAAAUUUUGCCAAAAAAAAAUUAUCUAUGUUAUUAUUUAGAAAUUGUAUGCUUUAAUUCAAUUACUUAAAACUUCAAUGAGAUAUUCACUUUGUAAGAGAAAAUACAAAAAAUAAAUUAUUCAUCGAACAAAUAA